This is a messenger RNA of Trichogramma pretiosum, 579 nucleotides long. RefSeq lists its product as uncharacterized. The record is from RefSeq and is a predicted model, not a curated record. The transcript has 2 exons. The coding region runs from base 1 to 579 and encodes 192 amino acids. Lineage: Eukaryota; Metazoa; Arthropoda; Insecta; Hymenoptera; Trichogrammatidae.
AUGCCCUUAAGAUCUACAAGUGUUAAGUUUGAGGUGCCUUAUUCAACACUGAAGUAUAAAAAAAAUGGUAAAAGUAAAGUGGGAGCUAAAAGUGGCUCAGGCACAACUUUAACUACUGAAGAAAAAGAUAAACUUCAUGAGUGGAUCCUUACAGUAGGGAAAGAUGGCUUUCCUCCAACUGCUGAUCACAUUGUAAACAGUGUACAAAAAAUGGUGACUCAUUUAAAAAGGCCUAAUCAUUCCACCAACAACAAACCAGGGCGAGCUUGGUUGAGAAGAUUCUUAAGUCCACAUUCAAAUUACACAAAGGAGGGCAAUCGUAACAGAAAUUGGCUGCGAGCAUGGUUUAAAGAAGUGAAAACCUACCUUGCAAAACACAAUGUACUUCAUAUUGAACGAAACUGCAUUUUCAACUGUGAUGAGACAGCUGCACUUUUAAACCCCAAAGGCCAAAGAGUAGUUGUAAAUAAAAAAAAGAGAUCCACCCAUGCAAGAGUAGGGUCAAACGACAAAGAGUGCGUGAAAGUUUUAAUAGCAGGAAAUGCUGCUAGGCAAGUAGUACCUUCCUUGGUGAUGUAA